Messenger RNA from Clarias gariepinus (North African catfish), 1250 nucleotides. It is a transcript of the gene nudt5, whose product is annotated as nudix (nucleoside diphosphate linked moiety X)-type motif 5. The transcript is spliced from 10 exons. Gene Ontology annotation, molecular function: ADP-ribose diphosphatase activity. The coding region runs from base 101 to 802 and encodes 233 amino acids. Lineage: Eukaryota; Metazoa; Chordata; Actinopteri; Siluriformes; Clariidae. The record is from RefSeq and is a predicted model, not a curated record. Gene Ontology annotation, biological process: ribose phosphate metabolic process; nucleoside phosphate metabolic process. Gene Ontology annotation, cellular component: nucleus.
AUUAUACUGCAGUUUAUUCUAUUUAUAUAAUUAUCUAUAAAUAUUACUUUUUACAGCAGAAAAGUUUAAUGUCUUUUAGCACAUUUAAACAGUUCCUCGAAUGAACUCUACCGACAGAGUGUGUACAGACUUAACACAUUACAUAGACACUAUGAACAACCCUGAGGAAAGCAGCAGCCAGGCUCAUAUAAUAAAGGAGGAGGUUACAGCGACUGGAAAGUGGGUGAAGCUUGAGAAGACUACUUAUGUGGAUCCGUCCGGAAACACCAGAAUAUGGGAGACGGUGAAAAGAACAACGAGACCAGUCAACUGUGCUACAGACGGAGUGGGAAUCAUCGCCAUCCUGAAGAGAACUCUACAUAAGGAUUGUGUGGUGUUGGUGAAACAGUUCAGGCCACCAAUGGGAUGCUACACUCUGGAGUUUCCUGCAGGGCUGAUAGAUGACAACGAGAACGCCGAGACGGCUGCUCUGAGAGAGCUGAAAGAGGAGACGGGGUACAAGGGCGAGGUGGUGGGAGUCACGCCAGUCACAUGUCUUGAUCCGGGUCUGUCGAACUGCAGCACGCAGAUCGUGAUGGUUAACAUUAACGGCGAUGAUAUUGAGAAUAUAAACCCCACGCAGCAGCUUGGUGAUGGAGAAUUUGUCGACGUGAUUCUUCUACCUUUAGAUGAAUUUCAGAAGAAAAUAAAUGAGUUACUAAAGAAGGAGAAACUUGUGGUGGAUUCCAAAGUGUACAUUUACGCCAUGGGAAUGUCCCAAGCCUUCUUUAAACCCAACGAGCUCCCGGUGCUCAAACAGUGAGGCAGGAAAUGCACCAGUCCUCCACAGUUAGAAACGGUACAGCUGGAGUUAUACGUGCAGGUCUGAGUGCUGAUCAUCAGCUGGUGAGAGUGAGUGGGUUUUAGCAGAACUGUAUAAAUGGGUUAACACAUUUGACUUGAACAUUCCUUAACACUAAUAGCACUGACUAAACUGUUUACGAGUCUAUUAGUAAUGAUAAAUAGUUGCAUGUAGGACCAAUUUGCGAGCGGUUAUAUACUGCGAGAUCUUAAUUCUGAUGCACUCAGAAGUAAAAUUAUACAGUAGCAUUGCUGUGAUUUAAGGCCAAAAGGCUGAUGUGUUAUCUGCUGGGAUGAGCAAAUAGCUGUAGAGUUCACUGUACUGUUCAGAUGCUGUUACUUUCAAAUGCAAACACAAGCAGCUGUGUUCCAGUUGUAUUAACUUUUAUCUAAUAAACUGCCUGUUAACA